GAUAUCACAGAGAUCUAAAAUAAUUUGUAAUCGAACGGCCAUCAGGUGAAUGCUGUAGUUAAAAGUUGCAUCCAUGUUUCUCUCUUAAAAGUUACUCUCUUCUGUUCUCUCUCUCUCUUUAAAAAAUUUUUCAACGGCCGACCGGUGCUGACGUGCUACAACCAGAAGACACUUUCCUCCUCCAGUACUAAUCUCCUCUUAUUAGAUCUCAGUCUCUUCUUCCCGAUCUGUAAUUCAUCGAUGGCUGCUCCACCUGCAAGAGCUCGUGCCGAUUACGAUUACCUUAUAAAGCUUCUCUUGAUCGGCGAUAGCGGUGUGGGUAAGAGUUGCCUUCUUUUGCGUUUCUCAGAUGGUUCCUUUACAACUAGCUUCAUUACAACCAUUGGCAUUGAUUUUAAGAUAAGAACAAUUGAGCUUGAUGGAAAACGGAUCAAACUACAAAUUUGGGAUACUGCUGGUCAAGAGCGUUUUCGAACAAUUACAACCGCGUAUUACCGUGGAGCUAUGGGUAUUUUGCUUGUGUAUGACGUCACUGAUGAAUCAUCUUUUAAUAAUAUUAGGAAUUGGAUCCGUAACAUUGAACAGCAUGCUUCUGACAAUGUGAACAAGAUACUUGUGGGUAACAAGGCAGACAUGGAUGAAAGCAAAAGGGCUGUUCCUACCUCAAAGGGCCAGGCUCUUGCAGAUGAAUAUGGCAUCAAGUUUUUUGAGACUAGUGCAAAGACAAAUUUAAAUGUGGAGGAGGUGUUUUUUUCAAUAGCUAGGGAUAUCAAGCAAAGGCUUGCAGAUACAGACUCAAAGGCUGAGCCACAGACAAUCAAAAUUAACCAACCGGACCAGGCAGGAGGGCCCAACCAAGCUGCUCAAAAAUCAGCCUGCUGUGGUUCUUAAAAGAAGCCAUGUUGGGAUCACAUGGCUGCAUUCUCCAAGCAUGUUGAUGGAAACUAUUUUCUUACAACCAUGUGAUUGGUGCUUGUAUUUGUUAUUCCUAUCAUUAUUUUUUACAACUGUUGAACAUUUGGGUGUGAAUGCUAGAUCCUUCCUAUUUUGAGAAAAUUAAAUUAUAUUUAGGUAAUUUCCCCGCA
Manihot esculenta (cassava) is the source of this 1085-nucleotide messenger RNA. RefSeq names its product ras-related protein RABE1c. Gene Ontology annotation, biological process: regulation of exocytosis; protein secretion. The transcript is spliced from 9 exons. NCBI's taxonomy places the organism in Eukaryota, Viridiplantae, Streptophyta, Magnoliopsida, Malpighiales, Euphorbiaceae. The coding region runs from base 241 to 891 and encodes 216 amino acids. Gene Ontology annotation, cellular component: plasma membrane. Gene Ontology annotation, molecular function: GTPase activity; GTP binding. The record is from RefSeq and is a predicted model, not a curated record.